CCAUCGCGCCUCUUCGAGCCCUUGCGCUGAGGCGGCCCCUCUCCCGCAGGCUGCAGGCAGGCCGGGACGCGCAGCAUGAGCCAGGAGGACUGGGACGCGGAGAUCGGCGGCAGCGCCGCGCCCCCCGUGCCGCCKUUCGAGGAGCUGGAAAUUGGUUUCUCUGGAAGACCAGGUGGCCUCUUGUCUGACUGCAAUCARAAUAUAAGCUCCCUAGGUAUUGGUGCUGGUGAAGGGCACAAAAAUCAGCAAAGGCAGGAUGAUUUUGGAGUUGGAUGUUUUAGAAGUAAAGAUACUAACGAAUCUCUGAACAGAGAGGAUCAGCCAGUAAGAUUUGGAAGUGGAAGGAGUUUUGGAAACAGAGGCUUUCCAGAAAGGAACAGCAUAGAUGGUCCCACUACACAAAAAGGUGGUUUUAGAGGAGCUUCUGGAGGCUUUGGACAAAAUCAGAAUACUAGAAAUGAACAGAGAGGCCGAGCUCAAUCUGGUGGUUUUCUUGCCUCUAGGGAGAGAAGAGUGCUUGGAGGACUUGCAGGUGAUCCUGAAAGCUUCAGAAGCAGAAUGUCUGAAUGCCAAGCAGGAGGUUACAAAGGACAGGAUGAAGAAAUAGAUUCUGGAAGAAGUUCCUGGAAGUCUGGUGGUGAAGCAGGUGGCGAUGGAGGUCCGAAGGUGACUUACGUGCCCCCUCCUCCGCCUGAUGAUGAGGAAUCCAUCUUUGCACAUUAUCAGACAGGAAUUAAUUUUGACAAAUAUGACCAAAAUGUUGUUGAAGUAUCAGGGCUUGACCCUCCACCAGCAAUACUGACUUUUGAAGAAGCUAACCUCAGUCAGACUUUAAACAGGAACAUUGCUAAAGCUGGAUACUCUAAACUUACUCCGGUGCAGAAGUACAGUAUUCCUAUAAUACUUGCAGGACGGGAUUUAAUGGCAUGUGCCCAGACAGGAUCAGGAAAAACUGCAGCUUUUCUGCUACCAAUUGUGGCCCAUAUGAUGAGAGACGGCAUAACUGCUAGUUCCUUUAAAGAACUGCAAGAACCAGAAUGUAUAAUUGUAGCCCCAACUAGAGAAUUGAUAAACCAGAUCUUCCUAGAAGCAAGGAAAUUUGUGUAUGGGACUUGCAUAAGGCCUGUUGUGAUCUAUGGAGGAACACAAACAGGUCAUUCAAUUCGUCAGGUGAUGCAAGGCUGUAACAUACUAUGUGCAACGCCAGGAAGGCUUAUGGACAUCAUUGGAAAAGAGAAGAUUGGUUUGAAUAAAGUGAAAUACUUGGUGCUAGAUGAAGCAGACCGUAUGCUUGAUAUGGGCUUUGGUGUCGAGAUGAAGAAGCUAAUUUCUUUUCCAAGCAUGCCACCGAAGGACAAGCGACAGACCCUGAUGUUUAGUGCCACUUUUCCUGAAGAAGUUCAGAGGCUGGCUGGUGAAUUUUUGAAAACUGAGUAUUUAUUUGUUGUUGUUGGACAUGCUGGUGGAGCCUGCAGUGAUGUACAGCAAAGUAUUCUUCAGGUUGCUCAAUAUUCCAAGAGGGAGAAGCUGCUAGAAAUUCUACAAAGCACAGGUUGUGAACGAACCAUGGUGUUUGUAGAUACAAAGAAAAAAACUGACUUCAUUGCAGCCUUUCUUUGUCAAGAAAAAAUACCAGCCACUAGCAUCCAUGGAGCUAGGGAACAGAGAGAGAGAGAAGUAGCUCUUCGGGACUUUCGAUCUGGAAAAUGCCCAGUUCUUGUGGCGACUUCAGUGGCAGCGAGAGGCCUGGAUAUUGAAAAUGUUCAGCAUGUUAUUAAUUUUGAUCUUCCUCCCACCAUUGAAGAGUACGUGCACCGAAUUGGCCGAACAGGUCGUUGUGGAAAUACAGGCAGAGCCAUCUCUUUCUUCGAUACCAAUGCGGAUGGCCACCUGGCCCAAUCUCUAGUCAAAGUGCUUUCAGAUGCCCAGCAGGAGGUUCCAGKUUGGCUGGAAGAAAUUGCAUUCAGUGUUUCUGACACUGGUUUUAGUGUCCCAAGAGGAAAUGUCUUUAAAUCAGUUGAUACUCGAACUAAUUAUGAAGGCAGAGGCAGCACCAACCCAGGAGGAAUGAGACCAUCAUACACUGCAAGUGCAUUUGAGUCAUGGGAUUAAAACUCAUUUAGUGCCAAAAUAAAUUGUUUUCUAUUGUGCUCUAAGUGAGCUGUUUUACUUAUUGUACCUUAUUGUUGAGCUUUGUGGAAUACUUACGGAACAUUUAAUGUUUGAAUGCUAGCAAAUAAUCAUAUAAUAAUGCCUCUGACAAUAUAUGCAUGCUCAGUUAUAAUGAACCUUGUCAUUGUCACUGCAUGUAAGAGGGCAAAGCCAUUUUUAGAACACACUUCAUGUAUUUCUUAG
Messenger RNA from Nothoprocta perdicaria, 2355 nucleotides. RefSeq names its product DEAD-box helicase 4 (gene DDX4). Gene Ontology annotation, molecular function: RNA helicase activity; RNA binding; ATP binding. The record is from RefSeq and is a predicted model, not a curated record. NCBI's taxonomy places the organism in Eukaryota, Metazoa, Chordata, Aves, Tinamiformes, Tinamidae. Gene Ontology annotation, biological process: cell differentiation; gamete generation. The transcript is spliced from 19 exons. Gene Ontology annotation, cellular component: P granule; nucleus. The coding region runs from base 76 to 2112 and encodes 678 amino acids.